AUGUCUGAGAAAGCAGGAACCGACAAGCCUCCAGAGAGCCCGACAACGGCGCGUGAGCUCGACUUCGACGAUGACAACGAUGCGCCUACAUCUUCUGCACCUGAGAAGGCUGCCUCGCCUCCACCAACUUCUAAAUCGCCUAAGCCAGGUGUGAGGUUCACGGAGCAGGCAGAAGAGAUUCCUCCCCAAAAGCCCCCGCGGCCCGUGGACCCGCAGGUGCAGGCGCAGAACACCUUGAUUGAGGCUUUCCCUGACAUCGACACAAACGUGGUAAAAGCAGUGCUUGUUGCCAGUGGUGGAAAGGUCGAGCCUGCGUUCAAUGCGCUGUUGAGCAUGUCUGACCCUAGCUUCAAGAGCGAAGAGGCGCCGCCCCCACAGCCUCCACGACCACAGCCUCGCAGCCAGCUCGAACAGGAUGAGAUGUAUGCUCGCCAGCUCGCUGAGCACUACCAGUCUCAGGGCGGCCAGCAGGGCCAAGGUGGCUAUGGUUCACGCACACAAGAAAGCGGUGCACGGCAGUCGCAGCCGUAUGCAAGGUCAAACAACAACAACAACAACAACAACAAAGAUGAACGCGAGUACAGCUUCUUCGACGAUGACCUCCCUGAAAUCCGCAAGAACAUCGAGCAAGGCUUUCAAGAGACACAAAAGACAGUCAACAAGUGGAUUACUAGCUUCAAGAAGAAGCUUGACGGCGAGCCCGACGAUUACGACCAAUACGGGAACCCUGUACACAACGAUCGAGAACAUGGACAGUCGUCGCAGAGCCGCCAGAACUAUGGCCCGUCACAAUCGGAUCAGCUCUACGGCAUUCGCAAAUCUGCUGAGCAACGCCGCUCUGCCGAUAUGCGCCGCUCUGCUGACCACAACCGCUACGAUGCAGACAACAGGGUACUCGGGGACGACUUCGCCCAGCUUGAGAUGAGGGACAACGACAGUCAGCAACGAUCGAACCGUCCAUCGGCCAACCCUGAUCUGUUCAAGCCGACACCAUUAUCACCACCCCAAAGCGGUCCCGUUGACGAGGUAGAUGCCUUGUACCGGAAUCCUUCGCCCAACAACCAAGGGCAAGGCAAGUCUGGUAGCAAAAAGUGGCAACCACUCACGUCCGUUGCACCACACCCCGAAACCGACGAUCACGACCCGUUCAGCCUCGGCGAUAGCGACGAUGAGGACAACAAAACCAAAGAUACAAACCCUGAGGAUACCGACAGGCUCAAGAAGGCCGCUCAGGCUAAGGCGGGCGCGACAACGGGUGAGCUGAAGCCCGCAACGCGGAGCGGAAGUGUAGGCCAGAAGGAUGCAGCUGCCGAAGCUCUGCUGAAGGAUGCGAAAUAG
Messenger RNA from Ascochyta rabiei, 1338 nucleotides. RefSeq names its product ubiquitin-binding protein cue5. The transcript is spliced from 4 exons. The record is from RefSeq and is a predicted model, not a curated record. Gene Ontology annotation, cellular component: cytoplasm. NCBI's taxonomy places the organism in Eukaryota, Fungi, Ascomycota, Dothideomycetes, Pleosporales, Didymellaceae. Gene Ontology annotation, biological process: ubiquitin-dependent protein catabolic process. Bases 1 to 1338 code for a protein of 445 amino acids. Gene Ontology annotation, molecular function: ubiquitin conjugating enzyme binding; ubiquitin binding.